AUGACCGAGGAGGGAUACAUGGCCUACCGCCGCGGGGCCGCAGACAUCAUGGUCGUGCCAUAUAACCCGUGGAUCCUGCUGUACUUCACGUCGCACAUCAAUGUGGAGCUAGUGUGCAGCCCGACGAACGUCAUCCUAUACCUCUUCAAGCUGAUGAAGUACAUCCACAAGGGCAGUGACGUCAACCGAAUGCAGCUCGUCGCCGACGGUCAGACGCAGCGAGGCGAGCAGGGCUCGGCGGACGGCUCGACCCACCGGCGCGACGAGCGGCGCGACGAGAUCCACAAGAGCGGUCGGAGGACUUACGUCGGCGCGAGCCCCGACCCCGUCCGACGACUGCGCCAGCACAACGGCGAGCUCUCGGGAGGUGGCGCGCCCGCCGCGGGACGGCCGUGGCGCAUUCUGCUCGUUGUGCGUGGCUUCUCCUCGAAGAGCGAUGCGCUCGCUUUCGAGUGGGCGUGGCAGAAGCCGCACACGAGCCGGCACAUUGCGCGACAGUGGGGUGUGAAGGGAUUCGGGAAGUGCGGCACGCGGUCAAAAGUGUCGGUGCGGUUGGCGGCGCUCGCGCUGUUGCUCGUGCACGGCCAUUGGGCCGCGUGCGCGCUGCAUGUCCGUGUGUGUGCUCCCGAGGAGUGUGGAGAGGCAUUGCCUCUCAUCCGGCGCGCCGCCGCGGGACUCACGUGCGGACCGCCGUGA
Emiliania huxleyi CCMP1516 is the source of this 696-nucleotide messenger RNA. RefSeq lists its product as hypothetical. The transcript is spliced from 2 exons. Gene Ontology annotation, biological process: double-strand break repair via homologous recombination. The record is from RefSeq and is a predicted model, not a curated record. Gene Ontology annotation, molecular function: crossover junction DNA endonuclease activity; 5'-flap endonuclease activity. The coding region runs from base 1 to 696 and encodes 231 amino acids. Lineage: Eukaryota; Haptophyta; Isochrysidales; Noelaerhabdaceae. Gene Ontology annotation, cellular component: Slx1-Slx4 complex.